Closterium sp. Naga37s-1 is the source of this 1167-nucleotide messenger RNA. Lineage: Eukaryota; Viridiplantae; Streptophyta; Zygnematophyceae; Desmidiales; Closteriaceae. The record is from the annotation of a GenBank genome assembly.
AUGCAGACUCUAUCUUGCCGUGUCGCGCGAUCGUGCAGCACAUCCAUUCCACGGCUGGAAUCCGCUGGAGUAGGGCUGGGCGGCAUGCCGAUCGCCGCGGAGCUGGUGAGCGCGCCGUUGAGUGCCAAGAGCGGCGGCGCGGAGGAGGCGCUGCAGUCGCCGGAGAAUCUCGCGAUCCCCGCUAAAGGCGGCCUCGAAGACGCGGAAGCCGCCGUCGCCGCCGUGGACAGUGCGGCGGCGGCAAGCAACGCGCUGCAGCUGCUGUCAGGGGCGUGCGUGCUGCCGCAUCCCGACAAGGCGCACAGAGGCGGCGAAGACGCCUUCUUCAUCCUCGACGGCGCUGCUGUUGGUCAGUGCUGCCCCUCUCUCGCUCUCAUUACUUUCUCACACCCCUUUACAAAUCCAUACUGCAGUUCUUCAUGCUCUUUCUCCCCAUCCGCUCAUCCCUCUCACCCUCUCACCCUCAUUCCCCUCUCUCUCCCCGCUCUUUCCCCCUUCUCCACGCACACCCCGUUCCGGCGAGCAGGGGUGGCGGACGGGGUGGGGGGGUGGGCGGAGAUAGGGGUGGACGCAGGGCUGUACGCGCGGGAGCUGAUGGCGCACGUGCAGCGCGCCGUGGCGGACGAGCCCAAGGGCGGGGCGGACCCCAUGCGCGUGCUGGAGAGGGCGCACAGCAGCACCGCCAGCUACGGCUCCUCCACUGCCUGUGUCGCCGUGCUGCAAGCUGACCAACUGCAGGCGGCGAAUCUGGGCGACAGUGGGUUUCUGAUCAUCCGGCACGGGCACGCCAUAUUCAAGUCGCCCUCGCAGCAGCACGACUUCAACUUCCCCUUCCAGCUCGGCAGCGAGGGCGGCGACUCGCCUCUCUCCGCUGAUGUCUACUCUCUCCCGGUGGCCCCAGGAGACGUGGUGGUGAUGGGAACGGACGGGCUCUUCGACAAUGUGUUCGACAACGAGGUCUCCUCCCUCGUCUCCCAUGCGCUCCUCCGCGGCCUCUCCCCCCAGUCCACCGCCGAGCACCUCGCUGCCCUGGCCCGCGACCGCGCCCUCGACCGCUUCCGCUUGUCUCCGUUUGCACGCGCGGCGCAGGAGGCGGGGUAUCGGUACAUUGGGGGCAAGCUGGAUGACAUCACUGUUGUGGUGUCGUAUGUGACUGAGGGGAAAUAG